AUGUCCUUCACCCCAACCGCCCUCCCCGCCCUCCCCCUCCGCGAGGCGAUCGUAGACCCGCUCUACCGCGCCGUCCUCUCCUACGACGACAAUAACCUCUCUCUAUUCGAGUCCGCCUUCUUCGAGGACGCCGUCUUCGACUUCAACGGCCGCGUGAUGGAGGGCCGCGCGGCCAUCAAGGCCGGCAGCUGGGACCCCGUUGCCCCGCUGGACACCACUCACUUUUUGAGUAAUGUGCGCAUCAACCUCUCUUCAGAGGAUAGUGUGACGGCGACCGUGACCGCCUCGGCGUUGGCACAGCAUUUCCGGGCGGGUCAGGGGAAUCAGCCUGAUACUACCCGGUUGACGAGCGGGGCACUUUAUUCGGUUGAUGUGGCGAGGGACUUUGCGGGGGUAAAUGGGGAUGGGGGUGGGAGCGGGGUGUGGAGGAUUAAGCGGUGGAGGAUGCGGUUGGUGUGGACGGAGGGGGAUUGGGGGGUUAUGACGGGGAAUUAG
This is a messenger RNA of Aspergillus aculeatus ATCC 16872, 495 nucleotides long. RefSeq names its product nuclear transport factor 2 family protein. Bases 1 to 495 code for a protein of 164 amino acids. NCBI's taxonomy places the organism in Eukaryota, Fungi, Ascomycota, Eurotiomycetes, Eurotiales, Aspergillaceae. The record is from RefSeq and is a predicted model, not a curated record. The transcript has a single exon.